Molecule: messenger RNA, 913 nt
Organism: Drosophila pseudoobscura
Lineage: Eukaryota; Metazoa; Arthropoda; Insecta; Diptera; Drosophilidae
Gene: Cpr47Eb
Product: Cuticular protein 47Eb
Exons: 1
Coding region: 78-782 (234 amino acids)
Cellular component (GO): chitin-based extracellular matrix
Molecular function (GO): structural constituent of chitin-based larval cuticle
Source: RefSeq, a predicted model, not a curated record
AUGUAGUAGGCCAAGUCGAAAGCCAGUCCCUGCCAGGAACACACGCACCACAAACACCCAGAACUCUCACUCCAGAAAUGCUGAAGAUCACCAUCUGUUUGUUGGCCUUGGCCGCCGGAGCGUGGGGCGCCAGCAUUGGUGGCCAGGUGGUGAGCAGCACCACCGAGAAGCGCGAAAUUGUGCCACUGCUGAGGUUCGAGACGGAGAAGAACCCGGACGGCUCCUUCCACUUCGAAUACGAGGGCGGCGACCAGUCGUACCGCCAGGAGCAGGGACAACUCCAGAAUGCCGGCACCGAGGAUGAGGCUUUGGAGGUCUCUGGCUCGUAUCGCUACAUUGAUGCCGAGGGCAACACUGUGGAGGUUCACUACACGGCGGGCAGGAACGGCUUCGUGCCCAUUGGCACCAUCAUUCCCAAGGAGAUCACAGCUGUGGCCCAGGCUGCCGCCGAUCUUCCAAACAUCUCCGAAGAGGAGGAGCUCAGGCUGAAGCAUCGCAAGGCCCGUUCCCAGGAGGCUGUUGUUGAGAAGGAGUCUGCUGUUGAGAAGAAGGCUGUGGUGGAGAAGGAUCAAGUGCUCGCUGAAUCUAAGCUUCUGCCCGUAGUGGUAGAGAAGGAGGCUGUGUCGGAGAAGAAGUCUGUGGUGGAGAAAGAGGCUGUAGCUGAAAAGAAGGAUCAAUUGCCCGCUGAUUCCCAAGUUGUGCCCGUGCAGGUCGUUCUCGACGCCCAGCCCAAGUCCGAGCCAGAGGCGGAGCCCAAGAAGGCUGAGACCAAGACUGCCUAAGACCUCAUAGAGGUCAUUAGGAUUAGUCCUCCUAGAUUAUACUGACUUUAAGUAUUGUUACAUUUAAUCGCGAAAUUUGAGCGCUUUAAUUUAACUGUCUAGCAAUAAAAUGAUUCCCAAUCUCAACGAAA